Molecule: messenger RNA, 1987 nt
Organism: Neohortaea acidophila
Lineage: Eukaryota; Fungi; Ascomycota; Dothideomycetes; Mycosphaerellales; Teratosphaeriaceae
Product: thiamine diphosphate-binding protein
Exons: 6
Coding region: 67-1866 (599 amino acids)
Molecular function (GO): thiamine pyrophosphate binding; magnesium ion binding; carboxy-lyase activity
Source: RefSeq, a predicted model, not a curated record
AUCCCUCUUACAAGUUCCACCGAUCGAAGCCAUUCCGCAGCCUCGUGCGAGAUAUCCCACGCAACAAUGCAACUUUCACUGGGAGAAUACAUCUUCCGCCGGCUUCGCGAGCUUGGAGUCCGCAACAUCUUCGGGGUUCCGGGAGACUUCAAUCUUAAUCUUCUGGACUGGAUUGAUCAUGUGGAGGGCAUGAAAUGGGUGGGAACCUGCAAUGAACUAAACGCUGCAUACGCUGCCGAUGGCUAUGCCCGUUGCAGAGAACUGCCGGGCGUUGUUAUCACAACGUACGGGGUUGGGGAGCUGUCGGCGAUCAACGGCAUCGGAGGCGCAUACGCCGAGUCUGUCCCCAUCAUUCACAUCGUCGGCAUGACUGCACGUGCGGCGCAGAAGGCACGACUCAUGAUCCACCAUACGCUCGGCGAGGGUCUUGAUCACGCAAUCUACCAAUCGGUCUCCAAGCCUCUGUCUGCUGCGACAGAGUUCCUGUGGGAGGAAGGCUCGUUCACGCAGCAAGUCGAUCGGGUUAUUGAGGCCAGCUUCAAGACGAAGCUUCCCGUCUAUCUCUACAUUCCCAUCGACACUCCGGACAUUCUGAUUGAUGGCAGUCGACUGGACAAGCCACUCGACCUGACAAUCUCAAAUCCAGGCCGCGAGUCUGAGGAGCAGGAGGUUGUCGAUCAGAUUAUCAGUGCGAUCGAGAAGGCGGAGAAACCGUGCUUCCUGGUCGACCUGUACACUCAGAGAUUCGGUGUGACCAAAGAUCUCCGCGAGAUUGUAGAAUCCACUCAGAUACCAGCUUUCACGACGCCGCUCGGCAAAUCCGCCAUCGACGAAACCAGCGCAAACUUCGGUGGAACGUACAUUGGGGCUUUCACCCACCUCCCUUCCGUCAGAGAAGCCAUCGAAGGCGCAGACCUUGUCAUCCAUGUCGGCACGUUCCCAGCGGAUUCGAACUCUGGCGGAUUCAGCCAGAACCUCGCCUCAAAAGGCACCCUCGCCAAAUUGCACGCUCAUUACGUCUCUCUGGGCGACAAGAAAUGGGAAGGCUUGAACUUCGCACCGGUGGUCAAGAAGCUCCGUCAGAGACUGCAGUCACAGAAGCUGACGGUGAAGAACCCGACCUGGUUUAAACAUGAUGCCGAGCAACUGCGCAAGCUUCCCCAAGGCCUGAGCGGGCCUUUGAAACAGAAAUACCUCUGGCAAUGCUUCAACACCUUCCUCAAGCCCGAUGACUUUGUCAUUGGCGAGGUUGGAACGUCACAAUUCGGGACCGCAGCGAUUCUGUCCCUGCCCAAGAACGGCGGCUACUACACUCAAAUCUUUUACAGCUGCAUUGGUUUCACCGUUGGCGCCACCCUAGGAACGCUCGUUGCUCGAAGAGAGUUGGGACACACUGGUCGGACAAUCCUGUUUGUCGGAGAUGGCAGUCUGCAGAUGACUGUACAGGACAUAAGCACCAUGAUCCGCAACGGCUUCGCUCCGACCAUCGUCAUCCUCAACAACGACGGCUAUACUGUGGAGCGAGUGAUUCACGGCCCAGCGCGCGGGUACAACGACAUCGCACGCUGGGACUACUCAAGCCUCCUCAAAUUCUUCGGCGCCUCCAAGGAGUCCAAACACCACCUCGCAAAGACGUACGAGGAAUUGCUGUCUGUUCUUUCCGACUCAGAGUUCCAAGCAAGCAAGCACCCGCAAGUUCUCGAGGUCGUGCUGGACAAGUAUGACUCGCCGCAGGCUAUGAGUAAUCUCGUCGACACCGUUCUGGGCAAGGGCAAGGCUGCCAUGCAGCAGGAUGAUCAGAAGAACAAUCGCUCGCGCAAGGUUCUUGACGGCACGCUGACUGAGAGUGGAUUGUCGACGGCUUGAUGAUAGAGUCAUGCCCGGCUCAAGCCCAUCCGCAUAGCUUGCGCUUACAAGGAAGAUGCCCGGUACCUGUAUAUAAACCGAGCAACCACUCCAGCGUCUUUGCCCAAUGUCAUUGCUGUCG